Messenger RNA from Phycodurus eques (leafy seadragon), 2989 nucleotides. It is a transcript of the gene slc25a20, whose product is annotated as solute carrier family 25 member 20. Lineage: Eukaryota; Metazoa; Chordata; Actinopteri; Syngnathiformes; Syngnathidae. Gene Ontology annotation, biological process: carnitine transmembrane transport; mitochondrial transport. The coding region runs from base 403 to 1158 and encodes 251 amino acids. Gene Ontology annotation, molecular function: O-acyl-L-carnitine transmembrane transporter activity. The transcript is spliced from 9 exons. The record is from RefSeq and is a predicted model, not a curated record. Gene Ontology annotation, cellular component: mitochondrial envelope.
CACGUGUGCAUGCGGCAAAACAUUCGCUCCGUGUUUGUCACUUAAAGGCGGGUGCUGGAUCAGGAAAAUUAUUGUAUUUCGCUGCAAAUGUCCGUCUUGCUGAGGAAUAGAGCGGAGUGUACUGCAGUACAGUACUUUGACCCACAUUCACGUGCCCUCGUCACACCGCAGAGGCCCUGGGCCUUCAGAAUCAGUAGUGCUGGCCCAUGUAACCUCAAUUAGAGCAGCUAUUUCUUUAACCAAUCAGCCUCGCAGGGCCAGCUCGCUGGCCAACCACACUUGUCAGCAUUUUUCCGUCCUCUGAUUGGUUGCUCAGGGCAAACCAUGUCUCGCUACAGUUAAUAAUCAGCAUCUCUGGUGCGUCUACAGACUCAGCCAAAGCCCAAACCAGGCGAGAGCGUCAUGUAUGUGGGGACCAUCGAUUGCUUCAAAAAGACCUUAGCAAAAGAGGGAGUGAAGGGGCUCUACAAAGGCAUGGCGGCCCCAAUCAUCGGAGUCACGCCCAUGUUUGCCGUGUGUUUCUUUGGCUUCGGGUUGGGCAAGAAACUGCAGCAGAAAAGCCCCGACGAUAUCCUCACGUAUCCGCAGCUAUUUGCUGCCGGCAUGUUGUCCGGCGUUUUCACCACGGCCAUCAUGACUCCUGGCGAGCGCAUCAAAUGUCUACUGCAGAUCCAGGCGUCAUCCGGGAAGGUGAAGUACGACGGACCGAUGGACUGUGUCAAACAGCUCUACAAGGAGUCCGGCAUCAGAGGAAUCUACAAAGGCACCGUGCUGACCCUCAUGAGAGAUGUUCCUGCGAGCGGCAUGUACUUCAUGUCAUACGAGUGGUUGAAGAAUCUCCUCAGGCCGGCAGGGAAGAGUCAUGACGAACUCAGCGUUCCCAGCGUGCUGUUCGCUGGAGGGAUGGCGGGAAUAUUUAACUGGGCCGUGGCAAUUCCCCCCGAUGUGCUCAAGUCUCGUUUUCAAACAGCUCCUGAAGGAAAAUAUCCCAAUGGCUUCCGGGAUGUUCUGCGCGAGCUGAUCCGAGAGGAGGGCAUUGGCUCCUUGUAUAAAGGUUUCACCGCUGUCAUGCUUCGAGCUUUUCCGGCAAACGCUGCUUGCUUCUUGGGAUUCGAACUCGCAAUGAAAUUCCUCAACUGGCUGGCACCGAACCUGUGAUGAAAAUGUUAUUGCAGUGCAUUUAUUAGUACACACACACAGGGACUUUAUAAUUUUAACAAAUGUCCAAUUCUCUACUUGAUUGUGUCUGAAAACCUGUGGUAGUGGGUUUUAGAGCAAAUCAUAUUUCCUCAAAUAGUGGCCUCCACUCGAAUAGACGCCUUUUCUCAAUUAAUGUCAGGGUUCGUUAUCUAAUAAGCUGUUCUCUAUAAUUCCUUCUUUUUUUUUUUUUUUUUUUUUUUCUCUUUUUUCCCCUUUUGGGAAAACGAGUAGCAACUGAAAUGAAAUUUUAGACACAGAGGCAUUAAAGAACUACCAAAGCACAUGAACUCUUGCCACUAUGUGGUUGUCAACACGUUUCCUGUACUGGACUCAAGGUGAUUUUGCGUAAUAUUGAGACGCUUUCUGUUCUCGUCACGUCUGUGCUCGCGCCACAAUCUUGGGGGAUCAUCAAUCAUUGAAUCAAUCUUCUGUCUAAAGAAGUAAAACAUGAUGCCAGUUAUAGGAAGUUGAGCUACAUGUACUUUAUAUGGCAACCAAAUUCAACAUUUAAAUGUUUAACUAAACAGAAUUAACGUUGCCGAUGUCAACAAAAAUCUUUCAGACUCUUUGUAAUGACAUUUUGAAUAGUUUGAAUUUUCAUGCGAGAUAUCGGUAACGUAAAUGUGAGUAGUUGUAAUGACAGUUAUAGAUAUCUGUAAUUCAGUUUGGCCUAUUCAAAAGAAAAUUCAGUUUUGCCUAGUCAAAACAUAACAUAAUUUUGACUGGUCAUAAUUCUACCGACAGACAUCGAGAAUGCCGUUCCGCCUCGUUAAAACUUAACAUAUCUGAAAAGGGACUUGUAGAUAAUUUAAAUUGAGGUGAAUUAUAGAUAUCUUGACCUGGAAUUAUGAGGAGUCGGAAUAAAAUGGUUGAUACCUCAAACUGAAGUUCCAUAUAUCUCCAAUUCAGUUGCAGAUAGCUGUAAUUCACUAGCGGAUAUCUGCAACUGAAUUGGAGAUAUCUGGAGUGACCACGAAUGAUAAAAGUGACGUCAUUUGCCCAAGGCGAAAUGACGUUGCACAAAUUUGAAAUGACAAUCGCGGAUAAGAAUAACGGACUUGCGGAUAUCUGCCGUUCUCUUUGACGAGGCAAAACGGAAUUGGAGAUAUCUGCAAGUGGUCCAGUCUCGCUGUGAAAUGUUCGGAGGGCUUGACGUACAUCUCCGCUAUGACGCAGCUCCUGUUGGCAGCAGUUUUCUACUCAAUACAACAACUGGCAUUGAAACAGAAGUUCAGAAGACUCCCGAUAGAUUCUCCCAUUCCAUUAAAAAUCAUGUGUGGAAAAUAACAGUUGUGCAUUUUAUCCAUGGUUGACCAGGAAAGUAUACAUUAAUAAGCACCUUACCCAUAAUAGAUGCUGGGUCCACUAUAUGAGGAAAUAAUGUGCUCAAAUAUUGUCACAGUCUUUGCUUUUGAAAUGUGUCAGUGAGGCAGUGAUGCAGUGAGCUGAACAUGUCGUGCCUUACCGCUGCCUUAUUUGAACUUACAGUAUCAGGGAAAAGGUACAUUUGUCUUUCUACUGUGUCUCUCGAAUGUCCUGUACAUGGAUGUCGCUGUGUAGAAAUGUGCAAAAUAGAAGCAAAACCACAACAUUGAAUGGGACUUUUGUGCUAUUAUGCCGUUGACUUGCAUUGUGAAAAGUCAUUUUCCUAUGUCCUGUCUUUUUCCAUCAUUUCACUGUGAUGUGUCCAUUGCACAUGCAUUAGGUUUAAUUGGGGAAAAGUUUCGGUCGAUACUUUCCAACGGGCCGUGUUCAAUAAAGACAUCAAUAAAGUGAAUGUGACGGGUGC